GCCGCUUUGAGAUGCCAUGUGAAGAUCUUGAAGAGAAGUGUGCAAACCUGGAGCUCCAGCGACAAGCUUUAACAGACAGAACUUGUCACCUUGAUGCUGAGCUGUCUAAAUAUCGUGCCAGGUCAGAAGAGCAGGGAAGGAAGAUUUUUGUCUUGCAAGGAGAAUUAAAAAGUCUCCAAAAAGAGGAAACAAAGUCUAAGAACCAUAUUUCACUUUUGUCACAUGCUGCCAUGGAAAUGUCUGAAACAUUGUCUGAUUUGCACGAACAGAUUCAACUAUCUACAGCCAACAUAGAGAAGCAACAUUAUGCCCUUUAUUCAUCUGCAAACAUCAAAUGUGACUGUGGUUUGCAUAUGUCACAGUCAGAGACUAUAGAAGGCCAAGCUUUGAUUACUCAGAAGAAGCAUGCCGAUAUUAUCUUGAAAGAUUUUAUCCAGCUGCAGCAAUUGUUUGAAAAGAAGGUUACUAAGUGUGAUGAUGAACUACAACAUAGUGAAGCAGUCAGAGCAAGAUUGGACAGUGCUGAUGAAAUCCAGAACAAUUUGGAGAGUUGCGAUGUAGAGAAUAAUUUAGCCACUUCCAAUCACAAAUUUAAGAGACUACAAGUGGAACCUGAGGUUACAGAUUUCAGCAUGGAAAUAUUUGACAAAAUAUCGGAGGUAAACAGUCUUAAGGCUGAAAACUUGAAAAAGGAAGAAGAGAUUCAAGCUCUAAGAGAUUUCCAGAGGGAGCGGGAAAGUCAAAUAUUCAUUCCUCAGGAGAAAAACCAGAUGGAGAAAGAUGUAGGAACAACGGUCAAAGAAGGUACCACCAUUGCCUCUAAGACCUUAGACAGUUCGCAGAGUGAAAUAGUGGAGCUUACUGACUGUUUGAAUUCCUGGGUCUCACCCGAUAAAAUUAUUGCAAGGGAAUCAUCGAAUCUAGAAGGCAGCAGACAUGAACUGGAAGCGCAUUUAUCUGAACUGGAAGAAGAAAAUCUAAAGUAUGUUGAAAGGAUACAUAUCAUGGAAUCGCAUUCUAGAUAUUUGAUUGAGGAAAGGGAUUCGAGUCUUUUGGAACUACAAAAUUCAAGAUCUUUUGCAAUGAAUCUUCAGGGUGAGAUUAGAAAGAUGGAAAUUGAAAUGGAGGCACAAAAGGUUGAUCUGAAACAGAAGGUGGAUGACAUGAAAAGGCGAUGGUUAGAAGCUCAAGAAGAAAGCAAGUGUCUAAAAAUAGAAAACUCAAAAUUACAAGGCACAGCUGAAAGUCUAGUUGAAGAGGGUAGUUUGCUUCAGAAAUCAAAUAUCGAGCUGAGGAGGCAAAAAAUGGAUCUACAAUAUCAGUAUACAGUCUUGCAAGUUGAACUACGAGAAUCAGAAAAGGUUCUUUCUCACAUGCGACAGGAAGUUGAAGCUCUUGAAGAAAAAUAUACUUCGUUCCUCGAAGAAAUUGCUUCAAAAGAGAAAGCUAUAAACUUAGAACUAGAUGUGCUUGUUCAUGAGAACAAAACACAGAAAGAGAAACUUGUUUUAGAAGAGAGCCGUUUGAAUCAGAUGUACUUACUAAAGACAGUUGAAGUCGAAAAACUUCAGGAAGAAGUUGCAAGCCUCACUGGAAAGAUGUCCAAGACUCAUUAUGAUAAGGAGAGAACAGCUUCGGAAGCUGUACUUGAAGCGUCUCAUUUACUUGCAAAUAAUAUUAUUCUUGAAGCUGCUCUGCAGGAAGCCCGGGGUAAGCUUAAAUUAUCUGAGAGCAGCCUCAGUGCCAUCCGAAUGGAAUAUGAAACACAGCUAUCUAAGCUUGGAUGUGAGCUAGCUGCUUCCAAGCAGGACCAUGAAAUUCUCAUGGCCGACCGUGAAAAGCUAUUGAAUUUGUUGGAAGAUGUGAAAUCCAACGAAGAAAAGCAAAAAAGCGUGGUUAGGGGGCUUGAGUUGAAACUUAAAUCUUCUGAAUAUGAGAGCCUAGAACUAGCGGAAAAGAUUUCUGACCUUACAGUUCAAUUGCAGAAGACGACACUGCUUUGGGAUGAAGUUUUGGCUCUUAAGAGAUCUCUAAUUGAGAUCAGAUUAGAAAAUGAAAGAAAGGGCGCUUCAUUGCAGAUGCUAACAAGUGAUUAUGAAAAAUUGAAGGCUGAAAAGAUCAUAUUUCUUGAAAAGAUUUCUGAAAUGCAGAAGGCAGUAUCUGAAUUAGAUGAUUGCAAAUGCAGUAAAAUUGCCCUCGAGGAAAAAGUAUUGCAGCUGGAAGGUGAUUUUAGUGCAAGACAUACAUUACAUCCCCAGGAUGCUCAGCUGAAAAUUGAGCUUGCUCAGAUGAAGAGAGCAAACAGCGAAUUACAGAGGAAGACAGAAAGCCUUGAAGAGGAGAAGAACGAUUACCUGAAGAGAGUUCAAGCUUUGGAGGAUGACGUAGAGCAAAAGAAAGAAGUAAAACAUGAUCAAACUGUGUCCCAAAAUGUUGACAACCAAGAAAAUUGUAAUACUAGAAGUUCUCCAAUUAUGGGAGUUGAUCCUCUUUUGAAGAUCCAGAUACUAGAAGAUAAACUAGCCGAUGCUAUGGAGGCAAAUGACUUGUACAAAAUCCAGCUUCAGAGGUUGUUAUCUGAAGGUGAAGCAACAAAGAAAAAUGCAUUUGAGGACAAUGGUUCUUCAUCAAUUGAACGAGAUUUGAAAGACAUGCAAGAGCGUUACUUCCACAUAAGCCUUAAGUAUGCAGAGUUACAAGCUGAACGUGAUCAACUUGCUCUCAAGCUCAGGUCAGUAAGCAGCAAUGGAAGGAAGUGGUUUUUAUGAGGUCCAGUUGGGUAUUGCACAGGGAAGUUUUCGUCACUCUUCCAUUCCCAGCUAUAAGGAACAUUCUUUAGAUUCACUAGAUAUAUACAGUACAGAACAUGAGGUCGUCAAUUAUACAAAAUCAUAGAUACAGAAUAGUCUUGAUAGACAGGUACUUAAAAUUAAGAUGUCAUUUAGUCCCGGCCCUAAACUUUUGUGGAUCUUCAUAACUAAGUUUUUUAAGUUUCAGUUCCAAGUCCAGGAUGACCCAGCAGCGGCAAGCAUCUGAAAUUUACCCAAAUAUGCAGAGUCCAUAUUUCUGUUCAAAAUGAUGAUAGAGAUUUUUUCUUCUUCAUCAAUUAAUUUGAUCCUAGGUUUUUAUUUAUUUUAUAAUUCUGCAAGUAUAUAUUUUUGUCACGGUAAUCUAAAGCUGAAACGACGUCGAAUUAAGUUUAUUACGGGCUACUCAAGUGAUGAAGUCUCAAACCUCAGCACAACGACAUCGUUUUAAUCAUCGCAAAGACGGGAAUUUCUUGAAUUCCCACCAACCCCACAAGCACCAUCUCCAACCGUACAUUUAAUUCGUCGUUGGAUGACUUCCACGUCAUCGAUCCGCGUGCCACAAAGAUCAACCAAUCACGUCUCAUCCAGAACCUG
Molecule: messenger RNA, 3404 nt
Organism: Tripterygium wilfordii
Lineage: Eukaryota; Viridiplantae; Streptophyta; Magnoliopsida; Celastrales; Celastraceae
Product: centrosome-associated protein CEP250-like
Exons: 3
Coding region: 12-2768 (918 amino acids)
Source: RefSeq, a predicted model, not a curated record